AUGAAUAUGAAUGAUUUAACUAUAGCUAAAGUUGAGUCAAAAUCUACUAUAAAAGUAGUUGAAGAAAAGAUAGAUUUUGAAGAAGCCUUGGAGAGUAAUGGUAAUGAACUAUUUGAUGAUAGAAAUUUCUUAAUUAAAAAUAAGACUGAAAGUAUUAUAGAAGAAAAUGAUUUAUCUAAAUAUGAUUAUAAACCUCAAAGUAUAGAACUAAUACAUCACUAA
Molecule: messenger RNA, 222 nt
Organism: Scutellospora calospora
Lineage: Eukaryota; Fungi; Glomeromycota; Glomeromycetes; Diversisporales; Gigasporaceae
Source: the annotation of a GenBank genome assembly